Messenger RNA from Syngnathus typhle (broad-nosed pipefish), 2112 nucleotides. RefSeq names its product solute carrier family 1 member 7a (gene slc1a7a). Bases 1 to 1749 code for a protein of 582 amino acids. The transcript has 11 exons. Gene Ontology annotation, biological process: L-glutamate transmembrane transport. NCBI's taxonomy places the organism in Eukaryota, Metazoa, Chordata, Actinopteri, Syngnathiformes, Syngnathidae. Gene Ontology annotation, molecular function: neutral L-amino acid transmembrane transporter activity; L-glutamate transmembrane transporter activity; glutamate:sodium symporter activity. Gene Ontology annotation, cellular component: plasma membrane. The record is from RefSeq and is a predicted model, not a curated record.
AUGGCCGUGGCGCUGGAGGAAGUAUGGGGGCGGGUCAAGAAUGUCUGCAAGCAAAACGGUCUCCUCAUCCUGUCCGUGCUGGCCGUGGUCAUUGGCUGCCUGCUCGGUUUCUUCCUGAGAGGCAAGCAGCUGUCCGAACAGGAGGUCAAAUACUUUCAAUUUCCUGGAGAACUUCUAAUGAGGAUGUUGAAAAUGCUCAUCUUGCCGCUCGUCGUUUCCAGUUUGAUGUCUGGUCUGGCUGCCCUGGAUGCCAAAUGCUCCAGUCGACUGGGCAUCAUGACCAUUUCCUACUACCUCUGGACCACCUUUGUUGCUGUGGUGGUGGGCAUCAUCAUGGUCUACAUCAUCCACCCCGGAGGAGCCGCUCAGAAAGAGGACUCGGAGGAGGGCAAGAAGCCCAUGACCAGCUCGGCCGAUGCUCUCCUGGAUCUCAUCCGCAACAUGUUUCCGGCAAACUUGGUUCAAGCUACAUUUCAACAGUAUCGAACCCGGAGAGAACCCGAAUUCAUCCCCAAACCGACAGUGGCUCAGCUCCUGGAUGAGACCACCACUCGGCGAGUCUACAUCUACGGCAUCCAGGACGACAACGGUAGCGACGUCCAGAACUUUUCUCUGGAUCUGACGCCACCGCCGGACGUCAUCAUGAAGACGUCGGCGGGUACGAGCGAGGGCAUGAACGUGCUGGGCAUUGUCAUUUUCUCCGCCACCAUGGGGAUCAUGUUGGGGAGAAUGGGGCCCAACGGAAGCGCUUUAGUCAACUUCUGUCAGAGCUUGAACGAAGCUGUCCUCAAGAUCGUUGCCAUAGUCAUCUGGUACUUUCCCUUCGGUAUCGUUUUCCUGGUGGCCGGGAAAAUCUUGGAGAUGGACGAUCCGUCGGCCAUGGGGAAGAAACUGGGAUUUUAUGCCAUCACGGUAGUCAUGGGCUUGGUGCUGCACGGUCUUUUCAUCCUGCCGGCCAUGUAUUUCUUUAUCACCAAGAAGAGCCCCAUUGUUUACAUCCGAGGAAUUCUGCAGGCCCUACUUAUUUCCUUGGCCACUUCCUCCAGCUCUGCCACGCUGCCUAUCACCUUCAAGUGCCUCCUUGAAAACAACCACAUCGACAGACGCAUCAUCCGCUUCGUGCUUCCCGUGGGAGCCACCAUCAACAUGGACGGCACCGCCCUCUACGAGGCGGUGGCGGCCAUUUUUAUAGCCCAAGUCAAUAACUACGAGCUCGACUUUGGACAAAUCAUCACCAUUAGCAUUACUGCCACGGCAGCCAGCAUCGGUGCAGCAGGAAUCCCACAAGCUGGAUUGGUUACCAUGGUGAUCGUGCUGACAUCUGUUGGUUUACCCACCGAUGACAUCAGUCUCAUCAUUGCUGUUGACUGGGCUUUGGAUCGAUUCAGGACCAUGGUCAACGUGAUGGGCGAUGCCCUGGCCACGGGCAUCAUGGCUCACAUCUGCAGAAAAGAUUUUAUUAAAGAAGGCGAACAGGUGAGAGUACCGCUGAUCUGCGAGACCAAGCCCAUGAUCAGCAUCCAGCAGAUGAUGAGCUACCAGAACCAGAAGAACGGCUGUUACCAAGCGCCUCCGGCGGGCGGCAAGCACGGGCACCUUUCCCCGGACGUGGCCCGCCUGAUCCAGUUGGAGGAGGGCAUCCGACCCCUAGAGAAGAAGAAGCACGCUCACUCCUCCCACCACAAGAGAGGCCACAGGGACAAGGAGCACUGCUCCAUCGACAUCAACGGUCUGGAGACCAACGUGUAGAAGACAUCCGAGCCAGCGCUCGGACGCCGGGCCGGCGCCGUCCUCCCGCGAUGCGAUUGAGGUCCAACGGCUCUAACGAGAGCCAAGUGCGAAGUGAAUCGAUGCGCUCACGUGUUGAGCAAUCCGAUAGAAUACAAAAACUUUUUUUUUCUUUUUCUAAUAACCACGUGCGUAUAUAUGAUAUAUGAUUGGAUACCGGUUGCGAGGCCGUCUUUGGGCUUUUUCAGUUCCGUUGCUCUUUUUAUACAAGGGUGAGUCAGCUCAAAAGGGCAAGGAAGGCAGUACAAUAGAGCUUAUUUGAGAUAUAAUUAUAAACUUCCGCCCAAUCCCUCUGUGGACUGUGGAAAAAUAAAACCACUAGCA